GGAGCACUUUGCCUGUUGCACGGCGCCGAGAAGGCGGGCGGAAGUGCCCGUGCGAGGCGCCGCGGUUGUGAUGGCGCCGGAGAAGCCUUUGCGCCUGUUGGCCUGUGGAGAUGUAGAAGGAAAAUUUGGAGCUUUAUAUUCCAGAGUUCAAGCUGUUCAGAAGAAAAGUGGAGCAUUUGAUUUCCUUGUGUGUGUGGGAAACUUCUUUGGCUCUGCUCAAGAUUCAGAAUGGAAAGAUUAUCAAACAGGAGCAAAAAAAGCUCCUAUACAGACAUAUGUGUUGGGUGCCAAUAAUGAUGAAACAGUGCGUUGUUUUCCUGAUGUUAACGGAUGUGAACUAACUGAGAACAUCACUUAUCUAGGACGCAAAGGUGUCUUCAGUGGAGCUUCAGGACUUCAGAUUGCUUAUCUCAGUGGAGUUGAAUCGACAGGAGACCCAGUUCCUGCACAUUGUUUUAGUCCUAAGGAUGUGAUUGAUCUCAAGACUUCCUUGCAAUCCACCUCAAAAUUCAAAGGUGUGGACAUCUUGCUCACCUCUUGUUGGCCCAAGGGGGUAGAGAUCUUUGGCAACAGCCCAGGAGAUGUGAACUCUUUGAAAUGUGGUUCAGGGUUAGUAUCUUUACUGGCUGCAAGUUUGAAGCCCAGAUACCAUUUUGCUGGUCUUCAGAAAAUCAAUUAUGAAAGGCUUCCUUAUAGAAACCAUGCUGUUCUUCAAGAAACUGCACAACAUGUCAGCAGAUUCAUCGCCCUGGCCGAUGUUGGCAACACUGAUAAAAGAAAGUAUCUCUAUGCAUUCAGCAUUCUUCCAAUGAAUUCAAUGGAUCCUGCAGAACUCAUCAAGCAGCCCGAAGAUACCACCGAGAACCCAUACCGAAAGCCUGGGGAUGGAGAAGGUUUUGCAUAUCAGUUACCAGAUGCAAAGGAGGCGCCUGCUAGCCAAUUUUUUUUCGAUUUAAGCAACAAGCCUAAAGGAAAGAAACGAUCUAUGAAAGGAGAAGAGAGACGUCCACCUAAGCGGUCACCUUUCAAGUCCCCAUUGCCGACAGCUGCCUGCUGGUUUUGCCUUGCCAGCCCAGAGGUUGAGAAGCAUUUAGUGGUGACCAUUGGCACUCAUUGCUACCUUGCUCUUGCCAAAGGGGGCUUGUCACCUGAUCAUGUCCUUAUUUUGCCCAUUGGACACUAUCAGUCAAUGGUCGAGCUUGCUUCAGAAGCAGUGGAAGAAUUUGAACAGUACAAGUCUGUGCUGAAAAAAUUUUUCAAAGCCAAAGGGAAAAGGUGUGUGAUUUAUGAAAGAAAUUAUAAGAGUCAACACCUUCAGCUUCAGGUUAUUCCUGUACCCCAGACCUGUUGUGUUACUGAAGACAUUAAGGAAGCCUUCAUAAGUCAAGCAGAAGAACGUCACAUUGAGUUGUUAGAGAUACCAGAACAUUCAGCUCUCAAACAAAUAAUUCAGCCAGGGAUACCUUAUUUUUAUGUUGAGCUUGAUAAUGGAGAGAAACUCUUCCAUCGAAUUAGCAAAAACUUUCCCUUGCAGUUUGGAAGGGAGGUGCUGGCCAGUGAGGCCAUCCUUGGCAUGCCUGAGCGGGCAGACUGGAGAAGCUGCCAGACAGGACGGGAUGAAGAAAUUGCUGCAGUCCAAAACUUCCGUCAAGCCUUUGAGCCCUUUGAUUUUGCCCAGUCGGAUUGAGUAUCUGAAUGGAAGUGGGAAAGCUCUCUUGAAGAACAGCUUUCCUUUCAAGCUUCCUGUCAAGCCACAGAAAUUUUGCAGGGGUUGGAGUUCACUUUUCCUGCUGUCUAGGUCAUGAAGGAAUGCCUUUAAUUUGACCGGAACCAGUGCUUGCACUAAAGAUUAUUUAUUUAUGAAAUCUUGCUGCUCUACAGUUUGGGCCUCGUUUUGUCUGCAUUUAUUGGCCUGUGGCUUCCAGAAGGCCUUCAGAAGAGGUGCUCGCAAAAGAUUUUCUUUUGCAGCUGACCCCUCUGUUCCAGCCAGUGAGUUUAAGAGCUACGAAUCCUCCUAGAUUGGGGAAGUAGUUUAAAUCCUCUGAUAUUGGAGGUAGAUUUGAAGUGUGCAUCACACAGUACCCCAAUUUCUUGUGCUCUGGCAGUAAAUAACUGCUAUCCAGGUCAUGCACUAAAAGAGAAGAAUGCAAUCUUUGAAAGCAUUGGAAGCCUCAACCCCCUGCUAUAUAAAUAGAGGAGGUGGUGAGAAGCUAGUGCUGGUUGCAAGAUGAUUGUGCAAAGGGAAAAACAUGCACAGGCAAAGUGUGUUUUAGGAAAAUGAAAUCAGAUGUGCAGUGCAGAUAAGCAAUCACUGCUGACUCAAGCUUUCUGUUUAGCCUAAGUUUAGAUGUAAGGUGAUUGGGUUCUUAAAUACUAUAUAUAUUGAGAGAGAGAGAGAGAGACAUAAUGAAUCCUAAUGUCAAGCAAAAUACUGGCUUCUCUUUGAAGAAUGGUUAAAAUAUUUUAAUGGUUUGGUCAAAUGAAUAUUUUUAAUGAGAACGUUUCUUUUUAAUUAAUUGGUUUCACUGUUGGACUGUUCCUAACCUUCAGGCAAAAAGGGCCUAUAGGCAAUAUGGUCACAUUUCAAUUAAGAUAGAGGUUAAAAUGGUCUACUCACUGGUCUUCUCUGUUAUAAUAUAUGGCUACAAGACGUGGACUGUAGUGCUGAAAGAAACAUACAGGUAGUCCUCGAUUUGUAGCAGUUCAUUUAGUGACCGUUCCAAGUUACAACAGCAUUGAAAAAUGUGGCACAUGACCAUUUUUUACACUUAUGACCAUUGCAGCAUUCCCAUGGCCACGUGAUCCAAAUUUAGACACUUGGCAACUGACAUAUUUUUGACCGUUGCAUGUCAUAAAUGUGACCACUUGACGAGCAAAAUCAGUUGGGAAGCCAGAUUCAUGUUACUAACUUAGCACAACUGCAAUGAUCCACUCAACAGCCGUAACAAGAAAGGUUGUAAAAUGGGACAAAAUUCACCUCACAACUGUCUCACUUAGCAACAGUAAUUUUGGAUUUAGUUGUGGUCAUAAGUCGAGGCCUACCUAUAUUCAUAUUCCUUAGGCAGCCAAGGGGCCCAGCCAUUCACGACUGUAGAAAAUGAAGCUUGAAUGUCCAUUGGAAACAAGGAGGCUGAAACAAAACCCUUUGCACUCUGGGCACAUCCAUACCGAUGCCUUUGUGGAAAAGAUAAUACAGGUAGUCCUCGAUUUAUGACCACAAUUGAGCCCAAAAUUUCAGCUGUUAAGUGAGACAUUUAUUGAGUUUUGCCUCAUUUUAUGAUCAUUCUUGCCACAGUUUUAAGCGAAUCAUUGCAGUUGUUAAGUUAGUAACCCCAGUGUUAAGUGUAUCUGGCUUCCCCGUUGACUUUGCUUGUUAGAAGGUUGUAAAAAGUGAUCUCGCAGGACCUUGAGAUAUAGUAAUGGUCAUAAAUAUGAACCAGUUGCCAAGCAUCUGGAUUUAUGAGCCAGAUAUAAGCAAGGAGAUGCUACAGAGGUGGUAACUGAAAAAACUUUUUCAGUGCCAUUGUAACUUUGAACUCUUGAAAGUUGAGGAUAACCUGUAUUGGGCAAGGUGGACUUAAGAAAACCAAGGUCAGAGCAUUAGGUGACCAGAUGGAGUACAGAACAGGAAGUUACAGGGUUGUACCUCUAAUAAUUGUAUAAUGCAACAAAAAGCAGGACAGUUUGGAAAACAUCUAUCCAUAGAGUCACCAAAGGUCAGCUACAACUCACUGGGAUAUAAUAUAUAACAUCCUUCCAGGAACUUGAAGAAUGUUACCAUAUUUCUCCUUUCCUUGCCUUUUCCCAGGAUUAUUUAAUUCCAUCAAUCUUUCCUCAUAGUUUUGGGUCCCCAGUCAUUCUUGUUGCCCUUUGUAUUUUUUCCAGUUUAUUUGAAUUGUUACAGUGUGGUGCCUAAACCUGGACACAUUAUUCAAGAUGGGGUUCAAUAAGUGUAGAAUAAAAUUACUUUCUGUUCUUCAUUUGCAGAGGGGGGAAAAAACGGUGUAUGGUUUGUUGUAAUAAUAGUCUAAUAAUGUGGCAUUGUUAUAAAACCCUCAUAUCAAACCUCAUGUAUAUACCUGCAGCACACAGGGUGUGAUACAAGGGGGUAGACAGAUCCCACAAAUCAGGAAAUUGUCUGUUCAUGUUGAUGUUGUCAUACCAAAGGAGUAAAUUCUGUACAUGUUACAUCUUUUCAGUAUUCAAAUUAAUUAUUAUGUUCCACUUAAUCCCUCCUGGGUUAGUUUUGUGGACAAAUGUUUAUCCUUGGCAAUUUUCUGUCAGGAUAGUAUAAAGGUCUGACAGUAGCAGUUGGUUUAGCAGUAACUCAGUGUUUGCAGUGGAUUUAUACAUCACCCAAAAAAUAUUAUGCAGUAUUUUGCAUAGAAAUACUUCUAUGUGGAUGCAAGGGGAAACGUUCAGUUCUUUGCAACAUUUGCCACUGGAAUCAUAGCAAUACACACCCGCUUGAUGUUGGUGCACAAAAAUCUUACAAGGUGAAAAGGACAAGCAGUCACAUACACUAUUCUGAAUCCCAUUCUAAUCAAACCAUUAUGUGACAGGUUUUUUUU
Molecule: messenger RNA, 4571 nt
Organism: Ahaetulla prasina
Lineage: Eukaryota; Metazoa; Chordata; Lepidosauria; Squamata; Colubridae
Gene: CWF19L1
Product: CWF19 like cell cycle control factor 1
Exons: 14
Coding region: 71-1687 (538 amino acids)
Biological process (GO): mRNA splicing, via spliceosome
Cellular component (GO): post-mRNA release spliceosomal complex
Molecular function (GO): RNA lariat debranching enzyme activator activity
Source: RefSeq, a predicted model, not a curated record